AUGACUCUCUUCCAGUCAAUAAGCAGAUCAUCCAUAUGCUACUCUACUGACUCUGUCAUCUCCUUUCAGGCUCCUGAGAAGCAACAGGGAAAUAGGACCUGGCUGGUGAUGGAGUUUGUGCUGGUGGGAUUCUCCAACUUCCCAGACCUGAGGAUCCUGCUCUUCAUCUUGUUCCUCCUCACAUACCUGGUCACCCUUGGGGGCAAUGCCACCAUCAUCACCAUCAUCCAUGUAGACCGUACACUCCACACUCCCAUGUACCAUUUCCUGGCAGUGCUGUCCCUCUCUGAGACCUGUUACUCGCUAGUCACCAUCCCCAACAUGCUAGCCCAUCUGCUGAUGGAGAACAAGGCCAUCUCCAUUGCUGGCUGUCGGGCUCAGAUGUUCUUCUUCCUGGGCUUUGGGAGUAGCAACUGUUUUCUCCUUACCCUGAUGGGCUAUGACCGGUAUGUGGCCAUCUGCCACCCCCUCCGCUACUCGAUGAUCAUGAGACCCACCAUUUGCCUUGGGCUGGGAGCCCUGAUGUUCUGCUUUGGGACCUCGGUGGCCGUGAUAGAGACCAGCAUGAUCUUCUCCUCUCCUUUCUGCAGCAACCGUGUAGAGCACUUCUUCUGUGAUGUCCUCCCAGUGCUGAAGCUCAGCUGCAUCGAGCGUGCCAGAAAAGCACUCGUCAUCUUCUUCCUGAGCAUCCUCGUCGUGCUGGUCUCCUUUCUCCUCAUCCUUCUCUCCUACGCCUUUAUUGUGGCCGCCAUCGUGAGGAUUCCUUCGGCAGCGGGCAGGCACAAGGCCUUCUCCACCUGUGCGGCCCACCUCACUGUGGUCGUUGUGCAUUUUGGCUGUGCCUCCAUCAUCUACCUGCGACCUGAGUCAGAGGGGAACCCUGACCAGGACCGCCUGGUGGCUGUGUUUUACACGGUGGUCACGCCGUUGUUGAACCCUGUGGUGUACACCCUGCGGAAUAAGGAGGUGAGGCUGGCCUUGAGGCGGACUCUGGCACCGAGCCAUGGGUCGCAGAGUUCUUAA
Molecule: messenger RNA, 1023 nt
Organism: Echinops telfairi (small Madagascar hedgehog)
Lineage: Eukaryota; Metazoa; Chordata; Mammalia; Afrosoricida; Tenrecidae
Product: olfactory receptor 10T2-like
Biological process (GO): G protein-coupled receptor signaling pathway
Cellular component (GO): membrane
Molecular function (GO): G protein-coupled receptor activity; olfactory receptor activity
Source: RefSeq, a predicted model, not a curated record